GGAAGGAAGGAAGGAAGGAAGGAAGGAAGGCCACACCAGUCUCCUCCUCAGAAAGAGGACUGGUGUGGCCUUCAGCCCCUUGAGAGUUUUGUCGUUUGUCAUCACAGAGAAAAGCACACAUUGCUGGUAAACCACAACACUCAGGGAUCAAAUGUGAGACCAUCUGCUAAGAUCUGCCAUCUGGUCUAAAUCGGGUCGUGCAGCAAGGACAAAGAGGAACAACAGAGGAUUCACAGAAAUGUGAAAUAGGGUUUUUGGGGUUGCUGUGGCGGAGCGGCUGCAUCUUAAGGUGUGUCUCCUUAAAGCUCUUAUGGCCACUUUAAAGGCAGUGGUCUCCAACCUUUUUUUCAGGCCACGAACAUUUUUAAUGUAAGACAAUACAUUCACGGGCCGGUCUGAACGGGUCAAAGUGUAAUAUUUUUAAGCUUCCAGUUUCUGGAAAAACGAUUUUUAUUCUCCAGUAAUAUUCGCAAUAAUAUGUGCUACUACAAUACAUUUAGCUAAAAAAAAAUCUGUAAACAUUAGGAGAUCUUUUUCACAGUUGACAAAGAUUCAAUGAUACAAAGUUGAUCAUUUGUAGAAUUUCUUUGUGAUUUGUAUAAAAUUCAACAACAGCAACAUUAUAAACACAGAUCCAAUCCUCAGAUCAUCUUUCAGGGCAAAAUAUUUAUCCUCGUUUGUUUUUACAUAAAUCCUGAUUAACUGUGUAUCUUUUUUAACACAGAGGAGCAUCUUCUGUGCUGAAGUUUCUCAACAGAUGCCUGACUAAUUCUCCUGUUGCUGUAGGAAAAUUCAUAAAAGUUACGAAAUCAGAGGCAACUUCCAAAAAUCAUUACCCUUAUGUGAUUGAAUCUUCAUUCUCUGACAAAUGUUUGCGGUUGGUUUAAACGUAAGUUGUCUGAAUUCCUUCCCUACAGUGCGUUUGCCUUUUUGCAGAGCUGUCCAAAUCUACAAUUCCAAAAUCGAGUGUCCUAGAAAUUUCCCAGAAGUCUGUGCAAAAAACCAGUGUGCAUCGAUGCACAAGGUAAAACAGAUUUCCUAUUCUGUAAAAGACUUUUGUAGAUCCACAUUUCAUUGGAAAAAAAUUUGCAAGUUAUAAAGAACUCGCAAAGAAUUAUGAAUAAGUUAAAGUUUGCAUAUGGAAAUAGUUUCAAUCAGGCAUAAAAGUCCCUUUAACAGGUUCAGGUGUCAGGUUCAGGUGUCAGAACUCAUCAGAAUCUCUUCUGCUUCCAGAACUGUAAGUAUGAAUAUACAGAAUUUACUAAAUAUUUUUAGCUUUUAUUACAAGAAUUAACAGGAGAGGGAAAUGAUAGAAGAUUAAGGGAAAAAAAUUGUCAUUGUUUUUUUAAUUUUUUUCCACAUUUUCAGAAACAUUCAUGCAGGACUGAUGCAGGUUUUUUCCUUUUCUUUCUUUCUCUUUAAACGUUUAUCCUUAUUGUAGCACUAGGACACAUUAAAACACAUUUUUGGACUGCAGUGAGUUUCUUCUUCCUCUACUUAUAGUGUCAGACUAAGAGAACAUCCAUGCCUAUUUAAUUAUCUGCAGUGAAAUCUGGAAAAUGCAUCGGUACACGACGCUGAUGACUCUCCUCUCAUUUGGCUGCAUCUCCGGCUCACAGUUCCCCCUGCGUCAGUACCACUAUGUUAACAAGCCUCUGAACUGGAGUGAAGCCCAACUGUACUGCAGGGAGAAUUACACUGACCUGGCUACAUUUGACAGCCUGGAUGACUUGAACAGACUGAAAGCCGACUUUUCCUUCUCCUGGGCGUGGAUUGGUCUACAUGAUGAUCCAGCAGCUUGGAAAACAUCGAUGGGAAAUAAGAGCAACUCCUGGAGAUGGUCAGCAACAGGACAAACCAGCACAACUGGAUACCAGUCGUGGGACAGUUUCUCUCCAGAUUACUAUCAGGCAAAGGAUACAUGCGUAACAAUGAUUGGAGGGGGACUGUGGAACGAUGAUAUCUGUAAUACCGCCUACAGUUUUCUUUGCUUUAAUGUUACAGAUCAAAACAAGAAAAACUACGUUUUCAUCAAUCAGGCGAUGUCGUGGAGUUCUGCUCAGCAGUACUGCAGAGAAAACUACAAGGACUUGGCGAUGAUCGAGAACCAGGAAGAAAACACGGAGGCUCAGAACACUAAACUGUCCAACUAUAGGGUCUGGAUUGGUCUGUAUCGAGAGCCCUGGACCUGGUCUGAUGGAAGCAAGAGCUCCUUCAGAAACUGGUUACCAAACACUGGCUUAAACAACAUCAAUGAAAACCAACACUGUAUUACUGAGAAUCCCCAGCAUCAAUGGGCUGAUGAGUCCUGUAACAUCCCAUGGGUCUUUGUCUGCCAUCAAGAUUCCAAGAAGAAGACCACUUUGAGGAUGAAAUUCAUCUCUGAUGCUGACCUGACCGACCCAAAAGUCAACGCCCAGAUCCUGCAGCAGCUUCAUAUGAUGCUGAGCAGUGGUGGAAUGACAGACGCCAAACUGAAGUGGACGAUUCAACCCAGUAAUAAAACGACGGUCUGAUUCACGCAUUUAAUCAUUUGUAUCAUUUUCAUUAAGAAUCUCAUUUAUGAAUCAACGCUGUGAUAUUUUCCUUUGCUUGAUUUGGGCUACACUUGCGACCAAAUAUUUGGGGGCUCCUCCGGGAAAGGUUUCUUUUUUUAAAUGACCCAAAAUAAUUUUUUUUUCUGUACAUACAUUAAAACAAAACAAAACGUUUGUCAGUCACUUUUUCUGAUACCUGUCCCAUUUGGUCUUUAAAGUUCACUAAAAAAAACACUAAAACUGUGUGAGACAGAAUUAAAAAAAAGAAUCAGCACAUGUCUGGGUUUUAGAGAAUUUAUUUGUGCAAUGAUGCAAAAAAAAGUCUUUAGCUACGAUCAAAAAAGUACAAAUUUUGUCGAUGGUGCACUUGGUACAUCCCUUUUAAGAAGCUCUGUAGCAUAACGAGUUUUCAUCCACCAUUGAGUUAGCAUCUGCUCGCUUUUGUUCUUCUGCUGUCGUGUUUUGCUGGCUGGCUGCUAACGGAAAGGGAAUACAGUACAUACAGUACACUUAAUACCGGAAGAGAUGCAAAAAGCUUACCUUGCUAAACAUUGUUGCAAUUUUGAUUGUAGUGAUACAAUUAAAAAAAUGCUUUUGUGACUGUUUCAAGUAUUUAUAAUUUCUACAUAAAGAAAACUGUGUCUCCACUUUUGUUGUCGUGUUCCUCGAUUUGGUCAUUUGUAGCUGGAUUUGCUGUUGUCUUUCAGUAUUAGUUAAUUUGUACUGGGAUUUGUUGUUGUUGUAUUUACAUGUAAAUGUGUCUUGCACCUCUCGGCCAACGUACUUGUAGCUCGCCCAGCAUGUUUUCUCAAAUAAUCACAAAUAAACUCUUUUUCAAUCUGCA
This is a messenger RNA of Oryzias latipes (Japanese medaka), 3381 nucleotides long. RefSeq names its product putative C-type lectin domain family 20 member A. Lineage: Eukaryota; Metazoa; Chordata; Actinopteri; Beloniformes; Adrianichthyidae. The record is from RefSeq and is a predicted model, not a curated record.